Messenger RNA from Bufo bufo (common toad), 1721 nucleotides. It is a transcript of the gene ARG1, whose product is annotated as arginase 1. Gene Ontology annotation, molecular function: arginase activity; manganese ion binding. The record is from RefSeq and is a predicted model, not a curated record. The transcript is spliced from 8 exons. Bases 542 to 1513 code for a protein of 323 amino acids. Lineage: Eukaryota; Metazoa; Chordata; Amphibia; Anura; Bufonidae. Gene Ontology annotation, cellular component: cytoplasm; nucleus; cytosol.
CAUGCCCAAUGGAUCGUUCUAAAUGCUGCCUUCAGGACCUUACUGAAGGAACUAUAAUGCAUGUUUAUGGGAAAGUAGAGGGAGAUAGCUGCCUGCUGAAUAUUUAGCUAUCUUUGUGUAUGGCCAGCUUAGAAAACAAUUAAAACUCAUUAUUAGGACCAAAUUUAUUCACCAGUAGUGAUUUUUAUUAAUUUUAGAGGGAAAUACUCUUUGUGUAGAAAGCUGAAUUUGCAUAUAAAAGAACUUAAAAUGUAAAAUUAGAUGCUGCAUUUAAACUUCACUUGAUAUAAAUCACAUAAAAAUAAGCAGACGCAGAUUAGUUUUGUGGAGGAAGUGGUCCACUAACUGUCUGCUUUUUAAUGACUACAUCACUGGGCAAAUACAGGAUUUCAGCAGCUGAUGCUUUUUGAAAGAAACAUGUUGCAUAAUUUUUGCUCCUGGGUGGAGAUGUCACACCUCUAGACCUCCUAGUAAUGCACAGUGGAAGUGUACAAAAGGAGAAUGUUAGCAGUCAGACAUACACAAAAGAGAAAGCAGCACAAUGAGUGGAAGAGCUAAAAGAUCAGUAGGGCUUGUCGGAGCACCUUUCUCCAAGGGCCAGCCAAGAGGCGGUGUGGAAGAAGGUCCAAUACAUAUCAGAAGAGCUGGGCUACUGGAAAAACUGAAAGAGCUUGAAUAUGACGUGAAGGACUUUGGUGAUCUGCAUUUUCCUGAUUUACCCAGUGAUGAACCAUUUCAAAAUGUAAAGAAUCCACGGACAGUUGGUAAAGCUGCUGAAAAGGUUGCUAACACAGUUGCGGAAGUCAAGAAGAGUGGCAGAGUGUGCCUGACCCUCGGAGGCGAUCACAGUCUGGCAGUUGGAACAAUCGCAGGUCAUGCUAAGGUUCACCCUGAUUUGUGUGUAAUUUGGGUGGAUGCCCACGCUGAUAUCAACACUCCAUCGACAUCACCCAGUGGCAACCUUCAUGGACAGCCUGUCUCUUUCUUAAUAAAAGAACUGCAAAACAAGGUGCCAGACAUCCCAGGAUUCUCGUGGGUGAGGCCAUGCCUAUCUGCUAAAGACAUAGUCUACAUAGGUCUGAGAGAUGUGGACCCCGGAGAACAUUUGAUUCUGAAGACACUGGGAAUAAAGUCUUACUCAAUGUCGGAUGUGGACAGACUGACAAUUAACAAAGUGAUGGAAGAAACCAUUGAAUACUUAGUGGGAAAGAAGAAGAGACCAAUCCAUUUAAGUUUUGAUAUAGACGGUCUGGACCCCAGUGUGGCGCCAGCUACUGGAACACCUGUCCCUGGAGGACUGACUUACAGGGAGGGCAUGUACAUUACAGAACAAAUUUACAACACAGGUUUAUUGUCUUGCAUGGAUAUGAUGGAAGUCAACCCAUCUCGUGGAGAAACGGAAAGGGAUACUCAGCUGACUGUGAACACUGCUCUCAAUAUGAUCUUAUCUAGCCUUGGAAAGGCACGGGAAGGAUUUCAUGCAUCAUCACUGUAUCUUCCAGAUAGCAGCUAAACCUAUAGCUGUCUAAAACUUCCAUACCAUAUUCUAAUCGCUCUCUGUUAGCAAAUCAAUACGGGGUAUCUAUAAAGAGACUGUUUCGUACCGAUAGACUUUAUUCGAAAGGUUGAUGUAAAACAAUCACGUGGCACAUUUUAAUAUCACCUCAGCAUUUAUAUUCAUUUAUCAUAAUUGACUGCAUAAAAUGGAAGAAUACAUAUGG